CGCAGAGAGAGGGGGAGAAAGAGGAGGAGCAGAGAUAAAACCUGAGGUAAAGGCUGAAGUAGACUCUUGGGAGGCUUUAAAUGUUCCCAGAACAACAAGCUAUCUUUACUGUCUGAUGUAGUAGGCCUCAGGCUGUAGACUCUCUUCCAUCAACUCCAGUGACCUGUUGUAGCAUCAGGACCUGGACACAUCCCCCUUCAUUGGUGGAUCUCCUGUCGUAUUGAAAUGGAAAACCUGUCAUCUUGAUACCAACUACAAGACAUCUUUAAAGGGAAUCUAAAUUCAACCAGAGCAAACCUGAGCCACUAAAUGACACGAGAGGAUCCUGUGGUGUGUGCUUUCUUUUCUGGUGGAAGCAUGGCCUUGUAGCUAAAGCAGAUUUGCACCACAGGAAGUCACUGAAGUUUUGACCUAAUUUGGAACUAUGGCGUUUCCAUUUUUUAACCCUGCACCUUCCUUGGUUCCCCAAUUAAUCUUUCUCGUUGGACUGCUCCUUCUUGGCCAGUGGAGGCCGUCGGGGGUCAGCUGCCAGAAUGACACUGAGCCGAUCGUGUUGGAGGGAAAGUGUCUGGUUGUGUGCGACUCCACCCCAUCGGCGGAGCCAUCGGGUAACGCUCUGGGCAUGUCGGUGAGGUCAGGAACGGGUCGGGUGGCGUUUUCAGCCAUACGCAACACCAACCAUGAGCCAUCCGAGAUGAGCAACCGCACCAUGACUAUCUACUUUGAUCAGAUUUUAGUGAACGUUGGCAGCCAUUUUGACCCGGCAACUAGCAUCUUCGUAGCACCCAGAAAAGGAGUCUACAGCUUCAGCUUUCACGUUGUUAAAGUUUACAACCGGCAGACGAUACAAGUAAGCUUGGUUCUCAACGGCUGGCCGGUGAUCUCGGCCUUUGCAGGUGACCAGGAUGUGACACGGGAAGCGGCCACCAAUGCUGGGCUGGUGUUAAUGGAGCGAGGGGACAAAGCUUACCUUAAACUGGAGAGGGGAAACCUGAUGGGUGGGUGGAAGUACUCCACCUUCUCUGGCUUUCUUGUCUUCCCGCUGUAGGGUGUCCUUGACGCAGGAUGUUGUAUAAAAUAAAGAUUGGUUAAUUUCUCAAAGGGGAAUGAUGUAAUGUUAGGAUCCACAUUGGACUGCUUAACCCUCCCGCAGUCCUAAAAGGGGACCCUACGUGAACUUUUUUAUCCUGUGCAUGUUCCCGCAGGGUCUCACCAACCCCAUGCGUGCUUUUACGAUUUCUUUUCUCCUGGUUUCGGGAACUGGCGGGCUGACGAGAUAUUCCCAUCAGUUCCCCGCUGUCCGACCGUGACAUCUGCCGCGCUCUUCCCGAGCAUCUUCAAGCUAGGACUGCGGGAAGGUUAAGAUGUAAAUUAGAUGAGUGGAUGGAUUGGCUUUGCACCAAACAGUCUUGAAUGUAAUUUCCAUGACCAUGGUAUUUUUUGUGGCUUGCCAUCUGUUCCACAGACUUAAUGUGUGUUUAUGUGUUUACUUAAAUCUGGUGUAGCCUCUUCGAUGCAUGAAAACCAAAUGUAGGACAUGUUUGUUGGCAAUAAAGGAAACAAAAACAACAA
Xiphophorus couchianus (Monterrey platyfish) is the source of this 1572-nucleotide messenger RNA. RefSeq names its product cerebellin-1. Bases 425 to 1048 code for a protein of 207 amino acids. Gene Ontology annotation, molecular function: protein binding. The record is from RefSeq and is a predicted model, not a curated record. Gene Ontology annotation, cellular component: glutamatergic synapse; synaptic cleft. Gene Ontology annotation, biological process: maintenance of synapse structure. The transcript is spliced from 4 exons. Lineage: Eukaryota; Metazoa; Chordata; Actinopteri; Cyprinodontiformes; Poeciliidae.